AUGGCCAUCGAGGUGGUCAACCUCACCGAGGCGGAUAUCCCCGAAGCGAUCGAGGUGAUCCAGCGCGCGUUUGCCGACGAUCCAUAUUUUCAAUGGGUUUUCGAUCCAGCCAAGUUCAAUAAACAACGGAAUUAUGGUUCUCUUGAAGCACGAUGCCGCUGGGGUAUCCACAACGCCAUCUUCCAGGUCGCCAAAGAGAGCGAUGGAAACGACUCCCCCUCUCGCGUGCUCGGUGUUUCAUGCUGGCUCCCGCCUCACCCCGCUACAGAGCCCGAAAGCUGGUACAGCUGGGCGCAAAGCUGGCUGCUGUCGUUCCGGCAGUUCCUGAAUAAUGUGCGCCACAUGGGCCGGGGAGGGCUCAACACGCGCCGCUAUUGGAUCUGGAAGGAUCGUCAACGGGAGGCGCAGAGUCAGAUCUGGGACGAUCCGCGAGGGUACUAUUUCUGUAACAUUGUGGCGGUCAGUCCGGAGGCGCAGGGAAAGGGGAUCGGGAAGAAAUUGUUUCAGGCUGUCACUGAUCGAGCGGAUGAGGAAGGGGUAAAGUGUUAUCUGGAGAGCUCAAAAGAGGUGCCCAACGUGGAGAUCUAUCGGCGGAUGGGGUUCGAGAUGGCCAAGGCGAUGGAGUGCAGGGAUGGCAAGGAUGUGUGCAUGGUAUGUUUGUUUCCAGGAGGGCUGCUCAGAGUCUUGUUAUUAUCAUUAUUAACGUUUUCUUGUAGCUGCAUUGCAUGGUCCGAAAUCCAAAGUCCAAGCGUUAAGGAGAGGCAGGCGAGAUCUUAUUGCUGCGGUGCGGCAUUUACGGCAAAUGGCACGAUCGAGAUGCAGAGGGAUUAUCCUCGAAUUGAAUAUCGGCAGCCAAGGAGUAUGAUUAUGAACAAGGUUUGGGGCCAAUAA
Aspergillus fischeri NRRL 181 is the source of this 891-nucleotide messenger RNA. RefSeq names its product acetyltransferase, GNAT family. The transcript has 2 exons. The record is from RefSeq and is a predicted model, not a curated record. Lineage: Eukaryota; Fungi; Ascomycota; Eurotiomycetes; Eurotiales; Aspergillaceae. Gene Ontology annotation, molecular function: acyltransferase activity, transferring groups other than amino-acyl groups. Bases 1 to 891 code for a protein of 296 amino acids.